Molecule: messenger RNA, 1464 nt
Organism: Ceratosolen solmsi marchali
Lineage: Eukaryota; Metazoa; Arthropoda; Insecta; Hymenoptera; Agaonidae
Gene: tow
Product: target of wingless
Exons: 5
Coding region: 156-1340 (394 amino acids)
Source: RefSeq, a predicted model, not a curated record
CGCGCCAACCUGACGCGACGCUGGGAAUCCUGGCAAACUUGGCCGCGCGAACGUUUACCGCGAAGUUUGCAAUAGAAACUUGUGUCGUGGCGUGAGUGUCGAGAGAGUGGGGAAUCCUGGCCGUCAAGGGGAAGCGCACGGGCCUCGGCACUAUAAUGUGGCUGAAGAUCCUGCGCCAGAACAUAUCGCACUUUGCCCGACGAGCCAAAGGCUCCGCAUCGAUCGAGCAGAAAAACGAAAAUGGCGGCGGCAAGGGCAACAAGACAAACAAUAACGGGGCCGAGGUCAAUCGGAACGAGGAGCAGAAUGGAUCGCUCGACAAGUCGCAGGCUAAGAAGAAGCCAACCGCACCUGGUGGAGGGCCUCUCUUGCAACAGACAGAGAUAUCAACCAGUCAAUUGGACUUCUUCAGAAUGCUCGACGAGAAAAUCGAAAACGGUCCAGACUACGACGAGAGCGCGGACGCUCUUUUACGGGCCGAGCAUGCGUCCAGUCUCCUACGUCGCUGGGAACUCGCCAGCGUCUCCUGGUCGAACGUCAGCGACAUCGGCGGUAACGGGCAGCAGCAGCAGCAGCAACAACAACAACAGCAGCAACAACAACAACAACAACAGAUUCAGCAACAACAACAGUACGUGCGUCACGCUGGCGGUAGGUCGACGGUGUUGGCGCAGAGCCAACGCGCCCUUGGGCCGAGCAGCAAGGAUCGCGAGGGUAUGCGCAACAUCGUCGGCGGCCGCCCAGAGAGUGCCCCCGUCUAUGUCCAGCGCAUUAACAGCGCCAAGCGCGUGGACGGCCUUCAGGACGUCGUCGGCCACCACCACCUCCAGCAGCAGCAUCAGCACCAACAGCAGCACCAGCAGUGCCCCUCGCCAGCGAUGUCGCGGCAUGUCCUCGAGUCCAUCAGUCAGAGUCCGACCCAAAGUCUGAAGGCCUCCCCCGGGCUCUCGUCCCCGACGAGCCUCGGCCGUUAUUCCCAUUACCAGCAUCCGGACUUCCAGACGCAGCAAAGCGCGAAGACGAGCAGGGCUCAGCUCGCGGCGCAAUCCGGCCAACUGAACGGCGAGUACCUGCUGAGCCAGCCGCAGAGCCUCUACGCGGAGAGAGACUUUACGCGGCAGCAGCAGCAGCAGCAGCAGCAGCAGCAGCAGCAGCAGUACGACGGCUCACCCGGGCUCAACUCCAUGUUGAGGAACUCACCGAGCAACCCUUACGUGCAGCAGUUCCAGAUAACGGGCAGCUCCCCGUCCCAGUCGCCUGGACAGCAGUUCGCCGGGUCGUCCAGGAGGCGUGGUGCCGGCGCCGGCAGCGGUAGCUUCAACCCCACCCAGAUGACGUGACCAGUUCAGUAGCAACCGGCCAGACGCGACGGUUACUGAACCACGCAAUAAGACUGAUUGUUGACCACGAGAGCUCCCGAGGCGUUGACGCCCCCCCCCCUCUCGGCCCUCACCGCAUCCCACC